CCAAUCAUCAUCUUCGUCCAAUUUUCGAUCGAUUCACCAAAUUGUCUUAUUACUCCAUUGUAAUUUAUUUUCUUGAUUUAGCGAAAUUGAUUCCAUCAGAUUCUUUUUUGUAACAUCAGUCAAUUUUCCAAUUCGUUAUACACGAAUUUUCUAGGGUUUUGUUGAAAUUGAGAUUCAGAUUUGCUCUCUCUGAAUCCAUUAAGUUAGGGCUAUGGCGGAGGACAAAAACGGCGGACGUGUGAACGACGAAACUGAAUACUCGUCGGAGGACGAAGGUACAGAGGAUUAUAAGAAAGGAGGAUACCAUGUCGUGAGAGUUGGUGAUACUUUUAAAAAUGGAGCUUAUGUGAUUCAGAGUAAGCUUGGUUGGGGACAUUUCUCUACUGUUUGGCUUGCUUGGGACACUCAAGAAUCGCGUUAUGUAGCUUUGAAAGUUCAGAAGAGUGCUCAACACUAUACAGAGGCAGCGAUGGAUGAGAUUAAGAUUCUGAAACAGAUUGCUGAAGGUGACCCGGGUGAUAAGAAAUGUGUUGUAAAGCUACUGGAUCAUUUCAAGCAUUCGGGUCCUAAUGGGAAACAUGUUUGUAUGGUUUUUGAGUAUUUGGGAGAUAACCUUUUGUCAGUUAUUAAGUACAGUGAUUACCGAGGGGUUCCUCUUCACAUGGUUAAAGAGCUCUGUUUUCAUAUUUUGGUUGGGUUGGAUUAUCUUCACCGUGAGCUCUCUAUUAUUCAUACUGAUUUAAAGCCGGAGAAUGUUUUGCUUUUGUCUACGAUUGAUCCAUCAAGAGAUGCUCGGAGGUCGGGUGUUCCACUUGUUCUGCCAACCACCAAGGAUAAAAUUGUUUCUGAGUCAGCUGCUAAACCUGAAACUAAGAGUUAUACGUAUGAUGGGGAUUUGACAAAGAAUCAGAAGAAGAAGAUUCGUAAGAAAGCGAAGAAGGUGGUGGUGGCUCAAGAUUGUGGUGGAGAGGAAGCUUCCGAAGAAAAUGCAAUACAUUCUAACUCCGAAGCAAGAACAAAUGGCAAUUCCACCGUAGAGAGAUCGGAAGGAAGUUCCACAAGAUUAAUGGAAGAUGAAGAAGCCAGAGAGAAGGCUAACAAAAAGAAUGGUCGGGGUAGUAGGAGAGGAAGCCGAACCACAAGGCAGAAAUUACUGAGUGAUAUAGAGUGCAAAUGCAAAUUAGUAGAUUUUGGUAAUGCUUGUUGGACAUAUAAACAGUUCACAAGCGAUAUUCAGACAAGGCAAUACCGAUGUCCGGAGAUUGUUCUUGGAUCAAAAUACUCAACCUCUGCAGAUAUGUGGUCCUUUGCUUGUAUUUGUUUCGAGCUGGCCACCGGAGAUGUCCUAUUUGAUCCUCACAGCGGCGAAAACUAUGACCGGGAUGAGGAUCACCUGGCAUUGAUGAUGGAGCUUCUCGGGAUGAUGCCACGAAAGAUUGCAUUAGGUGGUCGAUACUCGCGGGAUUUUUUCAACCGACAAGGUGAACUAAGGCACAUCCGGCGGUUGCGGUUUUGGCCCAUCAGCAAAGUCUUGAAGGAGAAAUAUGAUUUCAGCGAGCAGGACGCAAAAGACAUGGCAGAUUUCUUAGUCCCAAUUCUUGAAUUUGUGCCUGAGAAGAGACCAACAGCCGCCCAAUGCCUAACACACCCAUGGUUCAAUCCAGGCCCAAGAUUACUGGAACCAUCAUUGAAACCGCAACAACCGAAAGGAGAAGGACCAGCAAAUGAGAACAGAGAAAAGGAAAAGGACGAAAGAGAGGCAAUGGAGGCUGGUGUAGGGAACAUCGCUAUUGAUGGCUCUGAACCGAAGGGAGGAUUGCUUGAAGUAGCAAAGGAGAAGAUCAACGAAGCCAUCUCCACAAAACUCGAUAUCGACUUCACUUCAAAUCUUGUCAACAUAGCGGAUUUCGGUUGUUCCACUGGACCUAACACUUUCAAAGCGAGCUCAAGAGCUCGUCUCCGGUGGAUUGCUGUUGCUUCUUGGAUCAUAUGUCUACCAAAUGGAGUUCAAAUGUCUGAAACAUUAAAUGGAAUGAUGAUAGAUUGCAUUGAAUCUUCUCUUAAUGACAUAGCUAAAGAGGGCCUGAUUGAUCAAGAAAAGCUUGACACUUUCAAAUUGCCUAUCUAUGUUGCCUACGCGGGUGAGAUAAAGCAAAUCAUCGACGAUAAUGGGUGUUACACAAUAGAGAGGUACGAUACAAUCAGCCACGAAAACGAGGAGAUUCCAUUAGACCCCGAGUUUUUGACGGUCUCAUUUAAGGUCACUAUUGGAGGAAUUGUAUCUUCACAAUUUGGUCAACAUGUCAUGGAGAAAACGUUUGAAGUUGUCAAGCCAAAGACACAAGAAAUACUUCCUCAACUUGCCAAUGCCAAACCAGGGAUGCAAUACCUUAUCGUGCUUCAAAGAAUUUGAUUUGUUUCAAGAUCAUUACAGUGAUGUAUUUUUUU
Messenger RNA from Arabidopsis arenosa, 2448 nucleotides. The record is from the annotation of a GenBank genome assembly. NCBI's taxonomy places the organism in Eukaryota, Viridiplantae, Streptophyta, Magnoliopsida, Brassicales, Brassicaceae.